GUAGCAUACCGAGACAACCUGUGUCAGAGCCUCACCGCGCGACUCCUGCCGCUUUCUCCCUCGACCUCAAUUAUUCGGGACUCGCUCCGGCUUUUCCUCCUCGGGAGAACCCCCUCACCCCGGCCGCCUCGAGCCCUGCAGGGGCGGGGCCUCCUCAUCCCACCUUUGACGGGGGUUCGCGCUCUCCGCAGUGCCGCGGGGCGCCGCCUCUCCCAUGCCGCCCUCCGGGCUGCGGCUCCUGCCGCUCCUGCUGCCGCUCCCGUGGCUACUGGCGCUGACGCCCGGGAGACCGGCCGCGGGACUCUCCACCUGCAAGACCAUCGACAUGGAGCUGGUGAAGCGGAAACGCAUCGAAGCCAUCCGUGGCCAGAUCCUGUCCAAACUACGGCUCGCCAGUCCCCCGAGCCAGGGGGAGGUACCGCCCGGCCCGCUGCCCGAGGCCGUGCUCGCUUUGUACAACAGCACCCGCGACCGGGUGGCAGGCGAGAGCGCCGACCCGGAGCCCGAGCCGGAGGCGGACUAUUACGCCAAAGAGGUCACCCGCGUGCUAAUGGUGGACCGCAACCACGCAAUCUAUGACAAAACCAAAGACAUCCCACACAGCGUGUAUAUGUGGUUCAACACGUCAGACAUUCGGGAGGCAGUGCCGCAGCCCCCGUUGCUGUCCCGGGCAGAGCUUCGUCUGCAGAGGUUCAAGUCCAGUGUGGAGCAGCACGUGGAACUCUACCAGAAAUACAGCAACAAUUCCUGGCGUUACCUUGGUAACCGGCUGCUGACCCCCACCGACACGCCAGAGUGGUUGUCCUUUGACGUGACUGGAGUUGUACGGCAGUGGCUGAACCAAGGAGACGGGAUACAGGGCUUUCGCUUCAGCGCUCACUGCUCUUGUGACAGCAAAGAUAACGUCCUGCACGUGGAAAUCAAUGGGAUCAGUCCCAAACGUCGAGGUGAUCUGGGCACCAUUCAUGACAUGAACCGACCCUUUCUGCUCCUCAUGGCCACCCCGCUGGAGAGGGCCCAGCAACUCCACAGCUCAAGGCAGCGCAGGGCCCUGGAUACUAACUACUGCUUUAGCUCCACGGAGAAGAACUGCUGUGUGCGACAGCUGUAUAUUGACUUCCGGAAGGACCUGGGCUGGAAGUGGAUCCAUGAGCCCAAGGGCUACCAUGCCAACUUCUGUCUGGGGCCCUGCCCCUACAUCUGGAGUCUAGACACACAGUACAGCAAGGUCCUCGCCCUCUACAACCAACACAACCCAGGUGCUUCCGCGUCCCCGUGCUGCGUUCCUCAGGCGCUGGAGCCCCUACCCAUCGUCUAUUACGUGGGCCGCAAGCCCAAGGUGGAGCAGCUGUCCAACAUGAUCGUGCGCUCUUGCAAGUGCAGCUGAGGCCCCGCCCCCGCCCCGCCCCUCCCGGCAGGC
Molecule: messenger RNA, 1420 nt
Organism: Acomys russatus (golden spiny mouse)
Lineage: Eukaryota; Metazoa; Chordata; Mammalia; Rodentia; Muridae
Gene: Tgfb1
Product: transforming growth factor beta 1
Exons: 7
Coding region: 215-1387 (390 amino acids)
Biological process (GO): SMAD protein signal transduction; regulation of cell population proliferation; transforming growth factor beta receptor signaling pathway
Cellular component (GO): extracellular region
Molecular function (GO): growth factor activity; cytokine activity; type III transforming growth factor beta receptor binding
Source: RefSeq, a predicted model, not a curated record